AAAUUUAAAUUUCUACAAAUCACAUUAUAAUAAAUUAAACAAAUAUCAUAUACGUAACAAUUAUUUAUCGAACACAACCGGUUUUAUUCACAUUAUAAUCACAAAACCACUUGAAAAGUGUGUCAAACAACCGUUAUCGUUUCGGUUAGCUUUCACGUGCAGAUGUCGCCAUACUCCAGUAUUGUUUUGACAUUUGACAAGUUAAAACGUCAAAACAUCACAGCCGGUUAAACUCAGUUAACAAAAAAAAUUCCCCCCGCAAAAAGAAAAGUUUUAACAAAAAAAAUUAAUGGUUCCGGAUACGAAUAAAAGUGAAUACAUAAUCAUCGAAAUAAUAAGAACCGUGUGGUUUCUAAGUUAACAUGUUUAAUUGAGUUGUUUUGGUGCCACCUUGGCAAAUCGUAUAACACGUAUUUCUGGAAUAAACUAAGGUUAAAAUAAGAAAUAAUUUUAUUGUGACUAAAAUGGUUCGGCUUACGAUUUCUCGUAAAUCUCGUUAUAUCCGUCUUACGGUGGUUUUAUUAAUAUUAGUACCGUUAUUGUAUUUGUUGGCGACGUCGAAACAAGAAGAUUUUAAAAGCGUGAUAUCUUCGCGUUUAACCGUAAAGGAAGUGCCAAAAUUGAUCCACGGCUUGGGAAAUUUCGAGCCAAAAAACGUUGAAGAUCGAAAAGGACCCGGAGAACACGGCAAACCCCAUCUUUUAAAACAAAACCAACAAAACGACGCCGAUUUAUCCGAAUCGGAAUACGGAAUGAAUGUAGCGUGUUCCGAUGAAAUAUCUUUAGAUCGAUCUAUAUUAGACACAAGAUUAACUGAGUGUCGUCACUGGGAUUACCCAGUAAAUUUACCAACAACCUCGGUUAUUAUUGUGUUUCAUAACGAGGGUUGGUCAGUUUUAUUAAGGACGGUUCAUUCGGUGAUUAAUCGCUCACCUGAUCAUGUUUUAAAAGAAGUUUUAUUAGUUGAUGAUUACAGUGAUAAAGAAAAUCUCAAGGGGCAAUUAGACAAUUAUAUUGAGAGAUUUAAUGGAAAAGUUCGGUUAAUUCGAAACACGCAACGGGAAGGUUUAAUUCGGACGAGAUCUCGAGGUGCUAAAGAGGCGAAAGGAGAUGUUAUCGUAUUUUUAGACGCCCACUGCGAGGUUAACACAAAUUGGUUACCCCCGUUAUUAGCUCCAAUUUAUCGAGAUGAAAAAACGAUGACUGUCCCGGUUAUCGAUGGAAUUGAUAAUAAAAAUUUUGAAUAUCGACCCGUUUACGGCGAUGAUCGUCAUUUUAGAGGAAUUUUCGAAUGGGGGAUGUUGUAUAAAGAAAACGAAGUUCCUCAGAGGGAGUUAAAUAAACGCCAUCAUACUUCAGAACCUUAUAAAAGUCCCACACACGCGGGGGGUUUAUUCGCUAUAAAUCGACAAUAUUUUCUUGAUAUUGGCGCUUACGAUCCGGGUCUUUUAGUUUGGGGGGGUGAAAAUUUUGAGUUAAGUUUUAAAAUAUGGCAGUGUGGUGGAAGUAUUGAGUGGGUUCCUUGUUCGAGGGUUGGUCAUGUUUAUCGUAGUUUUAUGCCGUAUAAUUUUGGGAAAUUGGCCAACAAAAAGAAGGGACCUUUAAUUACAAUCAAUUAUAAGAGGGUCAUUGAAACCUGGUUUGAUGACAAAUACAAAGAAUAUUUUUAUACGAGAGAACCCUUAGCGAGAUUUUUAGACAUGGGUGAUAUUUCAGAUCAACUCGCGUUAAAAGAACGCCUACAAUGUAAAGAUUUUAAAUGGUACAUGGAAAAUGUUGCUUAUGAUGUAUUAGAUAAAUUCCCUGAGUUACCCCCAAACGUUCAUUAUGGGGAAUUACGUUCGGCGGCUGUUGAUAAAUGCAUAGACACAUUAGGACAUGGCCCCCCAAGUUACAUGUCGAUUACUCAUUGCCAUGGAUUUGGAAAUAACCAAUUAAUACGGUUAAACGCUAAAGGGCAAUUAGGAGUUGGUGAACGAUGUAUUGAAGCUGAUUCCCAAGGUAUUAAAUUGACGUUUUGUCGAAUGGGAACUGUCGAUGGGCCGUGGUCUUACGACGAAAAUUCUUUCGUGCUUCUUCAUCGCGUUCAUAAAAAAUGUAUGGCUUUACAUCCCCAAACUGCGCAUUUAUCGUUAAUGCCGUGCGAUAUUAACAAUACUUAUCAACAGUGGAAGUUUAAAGAAAUUCAACCGAAAUGGUAAAAAGAAUAUUUUAUAAAACAAGACAUUGAGAGGAGAGGUGUUGUGUGAUAAGACUUGAUUGAAAAAGACAAAUUAAAUUGGAAAAGAUAUCAUAAUUAUAAUAUUUUGCAUUUUAAGAAACAUAUCUGUAGAUUUUUUUCGUUUUAGUAUCCAGAUUUUAUUUCUUUGUUAGGCUGAGUACUUAUUUAGGAGUCACACUGUACCAUCAAUGACUUGUGCCUUUUUUAUAACCGUUGUAAAUAAGCUCAUGUAAUAUUUUUGUAAUAAAAAAGUUCAAAUAAAUUUUUUUUUAUUAUAAGAA
Onthophagus taurus is the source of this 2502-nucleotide messenger RNA. It is a transcript of the gene Pgant7, whose product is annotated as N-acetylgalactosaminyltransferase 7. Gene Ontology annotation, biological process: protein O-linked glycosylation. Gene Ontology annotation, molecular function: polypeptide N-acetylgalactosaminyltransferase activity. The record is from RefSeq and is a predicted model, not a curated record. Gene Ontology annotation, cellular component: Golgi apparatus. NCBI's taxonomy places the organism in Eukaryota, Metazoa, Arthropoda, Insecta, Coleoptera, Scarabaeidae.